Brienomyrus brachyistius is the source of this 7026-nucleotide messenger RNA. Its product is annotated as xin actin-binding repeat-containing protein 1. The record is from RefSeq and is a predicted model, not a curated record. Gene Ontology annotation, molecular function: actin filament binding. Lineage: Eukaryota; Metazoa; Chordata; Actinopteri; Osteoglossiformes; Mormyridae. The transcript is spliced from 4 exons. Gene Ontology annotation, cellular component: actin cytoskeleton; focal adhesion; plasma membrane. Gene Ontology annotation, biological process: actin filament bundle assembly; actin cytoskeleton organization. The coding region runs from base 426 to 5567 and encodes 1713 amino acids.
CACUUUGCGAUCAGUGACAGUCCUCUCCGAACAGCCGGUAUGUCUCAUUUGAGUGGCUUUUAAUGUAAAAGUCAACAGUCGGCAGAGAAUCGGAACUAGACUGCAAGGCUGUGUCAGCCUGUGAGAUUUCCCUGCAGACACGACCAGGAACUGCAGGAAUUUAGUCCAAUUUUGCAAGGAGGUGAAGUGGACAUUCUAGAGAACAAGUACCACAAGUCGUUGCUUUCUAUGACAAGUGGAGAUCCCUGAUCGACCUCAGAGAAAUUCCUGAGGAGCUAAAGAAGUCCGUUUCUGUGAGAGACAUUUCUGCACUCUAUUUGUCGAGAGUGGCAGAGGCAAACACUGGGAAAACCCCCCCGAGAGAGGUUACUGUGGCUGAAAAAAACGCUACUGCCUCAGGAAACAGAGUUAACUUGAAAAAGAAGAUGUCGGAAAACGCCCAAAAAAUUGAGAACUCCAAAGUAUCCAGUGGAGUUCAUUUGAAUGCCAACAAUGUCCCAUCUGAACCAACCAGAACUCAAACAGAGAACUUAAAUUUGAUAAGUGAUCAAAAUCAGGCGUUUCCUGAAGUGACUGUACGUCAGGAACCGAUUUCCCUGCAGAGACAGAAAUGUGAGCUAGCGAAGCUUUCUCGACACAUUCAUCCAGAGUUGAAGACUGUGGACAGUGUCAUAGAUGGAGAGGUAAUGAAGGAGACUGCUUCGGAAUGCGAGGUAAAUGUCGGUAACUCUAAAUAUGAGGGUGGGGUACAAAUAUUGAGAUGGAUAUUUGAGAACUGGACACUACUAGAGAAAACAGGUGAUAUGCAAGAGGUCAGGAAAUGGCUCGAGGAGAAGGCUCUUUGUGACAUGGAUGUCAGAUGCACCUCUCACACGGCUGAUCUUACUGAACCCAGUGGCACUGAAUGUUUCCCGACAGCAAAAAGUUCAGAAGGCAGUGACAUCAAAGGAGAUACUCGGAAGACCAUGGAGUUGUUUGAGAUGCAAUCACUUGACUUCCACAAAAAAUUACCCUUUGAUGGAAGAAAGCUCAUGAUGGCAGAGUCUGUCAGCUGUGGAGACGUGAAAGAGACAUGCCAGCUAUUUGAGGUGAAGCCUUUGGAUGAACCUGGUCUCUGCACUUCUGUGGGGGUUGAACACUACCAUGACCCUGAACAAGCAACUCAGGAGACAAAAGUGGAUGUCAAGAGGACUGUUAGACUGUUAGAGAUGGAGCCUUGCUGUGCGCUUGAAAGUGGUGAUGUGAACGUCAAUGAGAUCAAGCCCGCCUGUAGAGGUGGAAACCCCAGCAGCACUGUCAGAAAGACACGCUGGCUAUUUGAGACUCAGCCUCUGGAUAUCUUGAACAAAGAUCUGGCAGAGGCCCAUGUAAUUCCAGGGAUAUCUUUAGCGGAAACCCAGAGAGGUAAGGUUGAGAGAAAAGAAUUACAAACCUCUAAUGACACGUUUAACAGUCGGAAGGAGCACAGAUGCUUUUGUAUUGAGGACAUGGAUGUUGGGUCACUGAAUAGAAAAUCUAUCAAUGUUACUUUAGAUAAGCAGGAUAUUGCUGUGGGAGACAGUCAUUCCUUGCUGUGGUUCCUUGAAACUCAUCCCACGGAAACUUCAGCAGACAGCUAUGAAGUUAACCACCUUGAGACAGUAAACAUCCCGGAAGAUAAAAGAGGAACUGUCCUGGAGAUAAAGCACAUAUUUGAAACUUGCGCACUAGAUAGCAUCAACAAAGAAAUGGCUGUGGGAGUAACCAAAAUUGAGCCCUGCGAGAUAGAAAAAUCUGCUGUUAGAUCUCACAAGCGGCAUUUCGAAGCCCUUUCCCUCAACAGUGUAUCUCAGUUUAGUAAAGAGCACACAGAAAUUAAAGAUGUCGCAAGUGGUGCUGUAAGAAAUAACAUGACAUUUUUCGAGAACAUACCGCUGUUUGCUAUUAGAGAUCGUUCAGGAAAUUUCCAUGAGGUCACGUCAAUAAGCAAAGGGCAGGCAGUGGAAAUAAAUGGCAUCGUUCAAAACUACAAAUGGAUGUUUGAAACAAUUCCACUGGACAAAUUUAAGCAUCGAGAACAACAGGAGGAGGUCAUAUGUAUAACAAGUGAAGAUGAUUACAGUGAUAAUGUUAAAAUGGCAGAUCGCCGUUUUGAAAAUCCUCCAGUGGCCAGUGAUAAUGUUAAUGCAAAACCCUCUGAGGCAAAUAUAUCAAGGUCAAUGUCUGAAACAGAUGGUGUCAAGACCUGCAGAUGGAAAUUUGAGACACACGUGCUAGAAAACACUGGCAGUGACCUUGGCUUAACAAUGGACAACGUCUCUGCGAAUGAAAUGGAUAUGAUUCAUAAUCAUUCAACAGAGGCUUCGGAGAGCAUCACAAGGGAGAUAGCCAUGCAAAGAAGUAUCUUACCCAAUAAUAAUGUUAAAGCACAAGUCAGUGACAUUUUUGAAUCAAAGCUAAUUGUUAAAAAGGAUGCAAGACUCUCAAAUGAUUCAAGAACUCACAGCAGAGAUGAACAUUUUGAAAAUGACCUGGAAAAUGGUCAAAUUGACAUGAUUAAUGGUAAAAACAAAGGUAAAGUAAAUACCAGUAUUAUAAGUGACGUAAAAGAGGAGAUUUGUAACACUGAAUUUACGUCUAAAACUUUAUCUUUGGAAAAUACCCAUGACAAACACAGAUAUCCUGAACGCCAAUCAGCUAGGGCUCCCAAGGAUGCAACAGAUGUCAUGUCCUCCAUUGGUCAACCUGACAGCCAUGAUUCAGCAACAUGUAGUGAGAAAAGUGAAAAGUUUCAUGAGGUCAUUAGAGAGGAAAUUAUGAGUAGGGGAGGGAGUCAGCUCAUAUCUGAACCGAAGCCACUGGAAAACAGUAAAUCCCAGGGAGAAAUUAAUGUUGAGAACAAAGAGGUCCAGGAGGAAUGUGAUGUGACAUCCUCAGUAUGGCAUGAAACAUCGUCAGGAAAUUACAUAACUAACAAGCAACAGAAAAUGGUAACAAAUAUUGAGAAAAACAAUUUGCAGAUGAAAAAUCAGCCCUUAGAGGUACAACAGAUCAGCAGUGAAGGGAAUUCCGGCAAGGUGAACAGAGGUGUAGAUCAGAGAGACGUCAGAACAUCCCUCUCACUGUUGAAAAAUAAACCUUUUGACUCCCUCAAAGGAGCAGCUCAGAAUCAAACCUCUGUGAAGACAGUAUACAAUGAGUACAGCCUGAACAUGGAUGCGAGAUAUUGCAGUUCGCUCUCUGGAACUCAGGUUUCCGACACGGCUGAUGUUGACAUGACUAACAGGAGGUUUCAAGAUGAGAAAAUAAAUACAGAUGUAAAGGAGCUGCAUUGGAUUUUGGAAUCAGUAGCAGCUGAUGGGAUCUCGUUUAGAAACUGGGCAGAAUCAGAUGUUAUGAUGGAGAGUCUCAGAGACACUGUAAGGCAUCUUUAUCAUUUUAAUGCUAUUCAUUCACCUGGAAUUGUAUUGGAAGACAGUGAUCACGGGGGUGUGAAAAUUGCCAAGUACCUCAUAAAUAAUGAAGGGCCACAAAUCCAGGAAGCAGGAGCUGCUGAGGGAGGUAUACAGGAGAUUGUGCAGCGCCUCCUGCGCAUGGAAAGGUUGGGCUCCAGGAUAGCUCUGCUAAGGCAGGAUGAACAUGGACUCCAAGUUACCAAUCUGGAAUUAAGAUUUCAACAGAUUCCAUCUAUACAAACCUGGGAUAAUGAAUUAAAAACCAUAUAUUAUUAUAUAAUUGAGGGCUUCCUAAGUCAAGCUAAGGCUUUGGCAAAAGGAAUUUUAAUGCAGGAACAAGAGCAGAAGUAUGUUGGGAUGACUGUUUAUUUACUUAAUAUUUGCAAAAAGAAAACGGAAAGUGAAGAAAUUAUCGUAACGAAGGAAACCCCAUUAGUCACAAAUCCUACUGAAGUUCUUCAUAGUCACAGACCUUCGAUAUUCUCACCUGAAGAAAAGGCUGAUCCAGAGUGCCUCAGAAACUUUCAUCCUUCUUCAGAAGAGGACUGUGAAUGUAAAGGACCAGUAGAACAAGAGACAGAAGUAUGGGAACAAACAGUCAAAGAUCCUUCACGUUCAGAUGCAAAGAACCUCAGAAACCUGCCAUUCUCUGUAGGCUCCAGUCACCAUAGUUCAGUAGAAAAUGCUCAUUUCUCCUUUGAUAAGCAUGGCCUUGCACAGAGAAGUGACCAAGUAAUUUCAGCAAAGAGAGUGGAAGUAGUGCCAAGUAAUGCAGAACCGCAGUCUCUGGAUCCUAGAGUGGAGCCAAGUGUGUCAAUAACAAAGAAUGUUACCUUUGCAGGUGCAUUGUGUGACCUUGGAGAUGCAAACAAGUCCUCCUGUUCAAGUAAAGAGACAAGUCAACAUAUAAAACCUAAGGUGAACCAUUCAAAAGUGAGAGAGAAAAAGGUCAUGUUAGAUAAUAAAAUCCUUAUAAAUCAAAGGGCAAGAUGUCAGAAUACCUCCACAGAUGUGGUCAUCUUAAGAAAACCCGGCUCUUCAAAUGUCACAAUAGAGGAGCCAUCACCUUCUGAGCAAAGUGAAGGUAGCUCAAGAGCAGACGUCCAUGAGGAAAAAAUGAAAGGUGAGACGGACAACUGGGGGGAAGCGCAAGAGAAGGAACUGGACAGACAGAACUCUGAACUAGCAGCCGCCAUGAAAAGUCUCCUUCUGGCAACGGCUGAAGCGAAGAGCAUUCAGCGUGUGGUGCAGGCAAAACUGAAACACGUCCACCUAAGACAAAUGAAGCUGCAGAAUGACACUGCUGAGCCGGAGAGUGAUACUGAGCAUGAAAUCAUGCAACUAGGGCAAAAAAUCACCUCAAAAGACAAAGAAGACUCCUUAUGUGAGGCAACAGUGAGGCAACCUUUCGAGUAUCCCACAAAAGAACAGACUGGACCAGAACAUCAAAGCAGUCAUUCCUCUAAAAAGGACCAAGAGACCAAUGAGAUAUUUCACCCUGGUCAAAAAUGUGAACUUCCUCGUGUAGACACAGCCGAGGAGCACGCGAUACUUGCUGUUCAAAAUCUUCCGUCAAAGUCAGACCAAGAAGUUCAAGAUUCAAAAGAACGGGCCGAAGCGGAAGUUGAUUUGAGAGGAGAUGUCAGAAAAGCUAUAACAUCGUUACAGUCUGCUGCAGGACAGCAACAACAACGAGCAGAAAAAGAAAUUGUAAGAGGUGGUCUACAGGCUGCUCUUCAGUCUUUGGAGAAAUCGAACAUGAAUGUUUCCAGAGGUGACUACAAAGCUGCAAUGAUAUACAGGAGGGGGAGAUUGUCCUACAGAGAAUGCGAUAAGCAGGCUGUUACCCAAUCUGUACAUAUGGGCUUAUUUCCUUCAGCAACAACUAUGAAAGAACAAUCAACUACCAAAUUAGUUGAUGCACUACCUGCUGCAGACGACAGACCAGAAGAAACCACAAAGGAUCUACUUCAUAUAUCUGUUUCUAAAACUAACCCUCAGAGUCCAACUCCACUCCCACCCAAGGCUUGUCAAAAGCCUUCCACACAAAAACCCGCUCUUCCACCCAAGCCAGAAGGACUUAGCAAAGUACCUGCUGAUGUGGCAUGGAGAAGACUUGUUAAAAAACAAUGAACGACUCUGAGAUGGACACCAACCACCAAUAACUCUCCUGAAGGCCCAGAAGUUUCUUCAAACUUGUUAAUUGUGAGGCCCAACAAGAUGAUGAAACAUGCAUUUAACAGAUAUUUUUGUCCAAGGUGCUGAACAAGUGAGGCAAAUAGCAGAUGAAACAACAAGGCAUAAGUGCAGAUACAAAUUUAAGUAGUUCUGGAACAGGAGCAAUUCGACAUCUAACAAACCAAGAAUCUAAUCACACCAUAAGCACUUAGUACCACUUCAAUGAGUACAAUUCAUACCAAAACAGUCAACAAAAUAUAAGGAUCACAAAUACAGCUGAAAAAUGAUUGUGUAACCAGGUACUGGUAAAUAAAAUACUAAAAAUAUUUUCCUCAUUAGUGAACUGGGAGAAAAAAAAUGUGUUAUCCCCAGUAAAAGUAGCAAUUCCUCACAGGAUAAAUGUGUAUGUUGUAAGAAGACAGAAUAAGAUAUUAAAUGAAUUUUGACUUCAGAGCUCUUCAAAAUUUUAUAAAUGGGAAACAAAGUGUUAUUGCAACCUUUCCACUCCUUAGUGAGAAGCUAAAAUCCAGAGGAAAAACACAGACCUGAGGCUGAAAUAUUCAUUACAAGGCAGCUCUUCACUUGCGGAAGCUCAUUUGUCAAGCAAGAUGUAUUGGACAGAUUCGGUAGGAAAUAGGUUGUUAAAUGGGAAAGAAGAAAAGGAAAGUAGGCCAUGGAGAGGUGCUGUUUCAAAGUGAAGUGUGAUGAAAGAAAUGAGUGUGAAAAAGAAAGGAAAGCAGAGAAUGCAGAAGAAAUAACGCGGGUGCUUUCAGAAGGAGAAAAGAAAGAUAGGAAUCACCCAAAGGAGAAUGGUGGAGAUACUGGUGAUGGAGGACCUGGAUUCUUCAGCAGGAUCUGUGUCUUUCAUUGUGUAUCGAUACCCUUUGGGAUUUAUGAUGCCUGUUCUAAUUUAUUAAUUUAUAAAUCAUUAAUAAUAAAAUGAGGUUUUGUUUUUUGAGUUGACUCUGUUCAUAACUGCUGGACAUUAAAAACAUCUUGAGAUUGUCUUAGAAUCACUGGAGACGUAUGUCAGUGGAAAACAUUUUCCACACACUCGGUUGUAGAUGAAUAUCAUAAAGACCUUUAUUGUUACAAAACAGCUACACUGCAGCCACAUUGUACAGCCAUAACAGAUUUACAAUCUGCAAUUUUUUGGUAUUCAUGCCAGUAACUUAUAAUGACACUCAAACUCCCUUACAAGAAGAUGCAAUAGCUCAUCUAAAUAUUCCCAGGUGUUCAAUGCUGCAUUUCUAACAGCAUCCAAGUUAUGUAUAGGAAUCACCCAAGGUCAAUAAAAAAAUCUGAUUUAAACAUCAAACUGUUUCCCAGUUCAUAAGUUCACUGUUUUAUUUUUUUCCCACAAAAAUAGUGGAAAUAAAUUAUAUGUCUAGGUGAAAUCUUCUUGAAUAUUUUC